Papaver somniferum (opium poppy) is the source of this 937-nucleotide messenger RNA. Its product is annotated as proteasome subunit beta type-3-like. Bases 87 to 701 code for a protein of 204 amino acids. The record is from RefSeq and is a predicted model, not a curated record. Gene Ontology annotation, cellular component: proteasome core complex; proteasome core complex, beta-subunit complex. Gene Ontology annotation, biological process: proteasome-mediated ubiquitin-dependent protein catabolic process. The transcript has 7 exons. NCBI's taxonomy places the organism in Eukaryota, Viridiplantae, Streptophyta, Magnoliopsida, Ranunculales, Papaveraceae.
AGUCGAUCGAAAAUACCCAAACAAAACCUUGAGAACAAAUUUUUCUCUGCUUCUGCUUGGAAUCACUCUCGUUCAUCGCUGGUAUCAUGUCGAUCUUUGAGUACAAUGGAAGUGCAAUUGUUGCUAUGGUGGGAAAGAACUGUUUCGCUAUUGCUAGUGAUCGUCGUUUAGGUGUUCAGCUUCAAACUAUUGGAACUGAUUUUCAGAAAAUCUUCAAAAUUCAUGAUAAACUCUAUGUUGGUUUAGCUGGACUUGCAACUGAUGCUCAAACUCUGCAUCAAAGACUUGUCUUCAGACACAAGCUAUAUCAACUCAGAGAAGAGAGAGAUAUGAAGCCUGAGACUUUUGCUAGUCUUGUUUCUGCUAUUCUGUACGAGAAAAGGUUUGGUCCAUAUUUCUGUCAGCCUGUUAUUGCUGGUUUAGGAGAAGAUGAUAAGCCCUUUAUCUGCACAAUGGACUCAAUUGGUGCCAAGGAGCUCGCAAAAGAUUUUGUUGUAGCUGGAACUGCCUCAGAGUCACUUUAUGGUGCCUGCGAGUCGAUGUACAAGCUUGACAUGGAACCCGAAGAAUUAUUUGAAACCAUCUCACAAGCAUUGCAGGCAUCAGUAGACCGUGAUUGUUUGAGUGGUUGGGGAGGUCACGUCUAUCUUGUCACACCAACUGAAGUGAGAGAAUCAACAUUGAAGGGAAGAAUGGACUAAUGUGCUGUGCUAUGUUCCUUUUUCUUGUCCUUGGAUGUGCAGUUGGACUGAAAACAUUUAAAUGAAUUUGGGGAAUCAGUCUAGUAACCCUUCACUUCUUUUGGAGAGCAACUAUUUGUUUGCUGUGCUUUACAGUUAUGUACCUGAAUGGAAAAAAGGUUGUGAUUCAAGAUCGUCCUGAACAAUUACUUGGAUUUUAUUAACGUAAUAGGAUCAUUUGUCACUUAUUUUUGUUA